Molecule: messenger RNA, 2046 nt
Organism: Anarrhichthys ocellatus (wolf-eel)
Lineage: Eukaryota; Metazoa; Chordata; Actinopteri; Perciformes; Anarhichadidae
Gene: dnajc1
Product: DnaJ (Hsp40) homolog, subfamily C, member 1
Exons: 12
Coding region: 49-1617 (522 amino acids)
Cellular component (GO): endomembrane system
Source: RefSeq, a predicted model, not a curated record
UCAGGAUCGUUAGACCUGUUCUGUGUUCUCUUGUACUGGUUCUCUGUGAUGGCGGUCCGUGCCGGUCCGUGCCGGUCCCUGCUGAUCUGUCUGACCCUACUGGUCUCUGCGGUCCCCCCUCUGAGAGCCUGGGACGCGGAUCUGGAGCUGUUGGACCUGGUGGAGGAGAUCCAGCAGAACUUCUACCAGUUCCUGUCCCUGGACCAGGAUGCUUCAGGAGCAGAGAUAAAGAAGGCCUAUCGACGGCUGUCUCUCUCUCUGCAUCCUGACAAGAACAAAGAUGAAAAUGCUGAAACUCAGUUCAGACAACUGGUGGCCAUUUAUGAAGUCCUGAAGGACGAGGAGAGACGAAGCAAGUAUGAUGAUAUCCUGGUGAACGGGCUUCCUGAUUGGCGGCAGCCAGUGUUCUACUACAGACGAGUGAGGAAGAUGAGUAAUGCUGAGCUGGCCUUCCUCCUCUUCCUCAUCCUCACUGUGGGACACUACGCUGUCAUUUGGUCCAUUUACCUGGAGAAACAGCUGGAUGAGCUGCUGAGUAAGAAGAAGAAAGAGAAGAAGAAGAAGCUGAGCUCCAGACCUGCUGAGGAGCUCAGGUGUAUUGGCCAGGAUCGGACCGACAGAGUUCACGAUCGGCCACACUGGCAGGACAUCCUCCCUCUGAAGCUGAGCAUCUGGCUUUACCUGUCCAUUAAGAACCUGCCGCAGACCAUCCAGGAGGUGAAGCAGUACUAUGAGGACUACCAGCAGAUGAAACAGCAGCUGAGAGAAGAAGCUGAAGCAGAACAGGAAGUUGUAACAAGAGAGAAGAGGCCGAAGGUCAAGAAGCCGAAGGUGGAGUUCCCUGUUUACGAGCUGUCUUCAGAGAACCUGAACAGUCCAGGUUAUGACCAGGCCACGUCCAUCGAGGACAUCGAAGACCAGAUGGACGACUGGCUGCAGGACCGCGGAGCUGCAAAGAAGAAGACUGCAGACUGGACAGAGGACGAGCUCAGCCUCCUCAGCAGGUUGAUGGUUAAAUUCCCUGGAGGAUCUCCGGGUCGCUGGGAGAAGAUUGCUCAUGAACUGGGAAGAUCUGUGUCUGAUGUGACGACUAAAGUCAAACAGGUGAAAAACAAUGUGAGCAACACCUCAGGUCUGGUGAAGCUGUCGGAUCUGAAGGGACCUCUUUUUCCUGUGAGGUCAUUUCCGGUUCCUGACAAGCUGAUGACUCAGAGAGUGGGAGGAGCCUGUGAGCAGCAGCAGGAGGAGGAAGAGGAAGAAGAACAAGAAGCAGCUCCAGCUGUCAGGAGGAGGAACCGGAAGUCAGCAGCAGAGGGAGAGGAGCUUAAAGUCAGAGGUCGUCGGCAGAGAGAUUUUGACCCAACGGCAUCAGUGGAGGAGGAGGAGAAGGAGGAGGAGGAGGAGGCGGAGCCUCAGGAGAACAAAGUGGAACCCACAAUCUGGACUCAGAAUCAACAGAAGCUGCUGGAACUCGCUCUGCAGCAGUUUCCCAGAGGAACAGCAGAGCGCUGGGAUCGCAUCGCCAAGGUGGUCCCUGGGAAGACUAAGGAGGAGUGUAUGAUUCGUUACAAGAUGCUAGCAGAGCUCGUUCAGAAGAAGAAACAGAAUAAAAGUUGAUUGAAGGAACUGAGCACUGACUCCUACUGCUGUGACCUCUGACCUCCUGACGGGUGGGUCACCUGACGGGUCAAUGACUGUGUGACCUGUGACUUGUGUGUCAGGUUCAAUGUCAGCAUUGUUAUAUUUUUCUCUCCAGGUGAGCUCCCUCCUGAUGGGACUGAAUCGUUUAGUUUUGUUCUCUGUUACGUGGCGUCUCACCUUCUCAGGUGUUUUAUAAUUAAUGUGUCAAAGGAAGAAGAAAACCUCUGACCUCAUAGCUUCAUGUGCCUUAAUACAUACAGCAUGCUGUCAAUCAAACUCUGUUCAACUAAUCAAUAAAAAGUAUUUAUUAUCUCCUGCAGUUUGGUUUUAUUGUAAAUGUGCUGUCUUUUAGUAUUUGUUUUCAUGAUCAAUAAUGUAUCACAUGUUUACAUGACUAUACGUGAU